Siniperca chuatsi (mandarin fish) is the source of this 2475-nucleotide messenger RNA. It is a transcript of the gene aph1b, whose product is annotated as APH1B gamma secretase subunit. Gene Ontology annotation, molecular function: protein-macromolecule adaptor activity. The coding region runs from base 195 to 971 and encodes 258 amino acids. NCBI's taxonomy places the organism in Eukaryota, Metazoa, Chordata, Actinopteri, Centrarchiformes, Sinipercidae. Gene Ontology annotation, cellular component: endoplasmic reticulum; membrane; gamma-secretase complex. The transcript is spliced from 6 exons. Gene Ontology annotation, biological process: positive regulation of catalytic activity; protein processing; Notch receptor processing. The record is from RefSeq and is a predicted model, not a curated record.
ACGUGAUUGACGUGACGUCAUCAGAAGACCCUGCGAUAAGCUAGUGGAAGUAGCGGGAGCUCUCCCAGCAAAGGCAACGAUUUGUAAAAGUUUAAAGAGAAACAUCUGUAAAUCACCCCUUUUUGUGGAACAAGACAAGGCGCUUUAGGUCGCGCUGCUGGCCGCUGAUUCCCCUCCCCACACAAAGAGUCAAAAUGACGGCGUCGGUGUUUUUCGGCUGCACCUUCAUCGCCUUCGGCCCAGCCAUCGCACUGUUCCUGUUUACCAUCGCCCGGGAUCCGCUGAGGGUCAUUUUCCUCAUAGCAGGAGCAUUUUUCUGGCUGGUGUCUCUGUUGCUGUCGUCUCUGGUGUGGUUCAUCUCGGUUCAGAUCAGUAAUAAGGACAGUGCGGUGCAGCAGAAAGGACUCCUCAUCUUCGGCGUGGUUCUGUCCGUCCUGCUGCAGGAAACCUUCCGCUUCGCUUACUACAAGCUGCUGAAGAAAGCAAAUGAAGGCCUCCUCACUCUCAGUCAGGAGGAAACCAUGCCGAUCUCCAUACGGCAGCUGGCCUACGUGUCCGGUCUUGGCUUCGGCUUCAUGAGUGGAGCGUUCUCGGUGGUGAACAUCCUGGCUGACUCUGUGGGGCCGGGGACUGUGGGGAUCCAUGGAGACUCUCAGCACUACUUCCUGUCCUCAGCCUUCAUGACGAUGGCCAUCAUCCUGCUCCACAUGUUCUGGGGCGUCGUCUUCUUCGACGCCUGUGAGAAGCAGCGCUGGUGGGCGGUGGCUGCUGUCGUCAUCAGCCACCUCGUCGUUUCCUGUCUGACCUUCCAGAACCCCGAGUACGUUGCCAGCCUGGUUCCCACCUACGUCAUCUUGUUCCUGAUGGGCGUCUGGGCGUUUUAUUCCGCCGGCGGUUCACUCAGGAACCUCAAACUCUGCCUCACCUGCAAAGACAAGGACUUCCUGCUCGCCAACCACCGGCCCAGAUAACGCAGGAUGUCAGGCAGUGUGUAGGACUCUAUCCAAAGAUCACCGAGUUCACACACACCCACACACACACACACUGAACGCAGCGAAGAAGGAGUGUUAACCCUCUGUUAAUCUGCUGUCUCACUUAAGAGGUGUUUUAUUAUCUUAAGUCUAAAAAACAUAAAAGUAAAAGCAGUGGAAGUUUCUCAAAGGAAACAAAGAUGGGAGAUCAUUCUGAUUCAUGUCCAGCUCAAUUUGUUUGUUGGAUUUAAUUUACAUUUAAUGAUGAAUUUAUAUUCAAAAAUAUAAAAUCUGUGUCUGGCUGAUAGUUUCCACUGUUUGUUGUCUGAUGCUCUAAAAGAAACCACAGAUGAACAAACCUGUAAAAGGUCUUAAAGUGGGGACACUCUUCACAUUCUGUACAUAUUCUAAUGUUUUCAACUUUUCUGACAGCUAUCUUCUUUCAAAUGUGUCAAAUAUUUCCAAGGGUGGAUUUACCAUUUAUGAACAAAACUCUUUGUGUAUAUAUUUAUGCAUUUUUAAUUCCCUGAUGUGUAGAUAGUGAGAGGUUUUAGUCUUUUUUUCAAGAUGUGAUACUCGAUCAUUAGUCUGUGUAAGAACUUGCCUUUGAUUUGAAAUGAUAAAGGAUUUACAGAAGCUGAGAGGGGACAUGACUGGUAUUUAUUUGUUUUAUCCCAGUUAUCACAACUUCAUUACUUCUGUUGGAAAUGUAGAUUGUGUCCAUUCCAAGCUGUUUUUAUAUUCCACACUUGAGUAUAUAUGUCUCAUUUACUAAUUUGAAAACUAAAUGCUUAAACUUUUCAUUUCACCAAAUUUUAAUUUGCACAGUUGUGAUUGUCCUCCCUGAUAUCCAAAAUCGUUCUAACAGAUCAGAAGUUUUGUCCCACAGCAGUUUCUGUUCUGAGAGGCGAGCAGCUCAGACUGAGUGUGAGGCUAAACUGUAGAAAAACAGAAGAGCGAUUAGAAAAUCUUAACUGAUCAAGGAUUCAGAUUUUACCAUCAAAAAUCUCCUUUCACCUGCAGCGGCUGUCAGUUACCAGAUUUAGCUGUCAAGUAUUUCUUCUAUCAUGAUUGUGAGAAGAAAAAUGUUUAAUAUAGUAACAGUAUCGGAAAGUAACUGGAGUCAAAUAAAUACUCUCGGUUUCCUUACAGAUUAGCAGACGGUUCAUGUACUUUAUUUCUCACUCCUCUGUGUACACAAACACACAAUUAGAAAUUCAUAGAUAAGACCAUGGACAGGUGGAAGUGUUGGCUCAGUGAUCUUUGAAUUUCAAUUGCUCGGUUGCCUUUUUAAUGUCUUAGUUUGGGAGCGAUCGCAGGAGUUUUUUGAGAACGGUGUCCAAAUUCCAAACAAUGAAUGUUUUACUUUGCACCUGGAUUUUGUUUUGCUGUUGAUCUACUUGUACAGUUUGUGUAGAUUGCAGUCUGCCGUGUUUCAAAACGAAUGCAGUCCAAUACAACUGUCCUGUAAUAAAUCCUCCCUUCAUGAAGGUUAUAAUGUUCA